Molecule: messenger RNA, 7514 nt
Organism: Ctenopharyngodon idella (grass carp)
Lineage: Eukaryota; Metazoa; Chordata; Actinopteri; Cypriniformes; Xenocyprididae
Gene: cdc42bpb
Product: CDC42 binding protein kinase beta (DMPK-like)
Exons: 38
Coding region: 623-5998 (1791 amino acids)
Biological process (GO): peptidyl-threonine phosphorylation; actomyosin structure organization
Cellular component (GO): cytoplasm; cytoskeleton
Molecular function (GO): ATP binding; protein serine/threonine kinase activity
Source: RefSeq, a predicted model, not a curated record
UAUCCCGGUCUGGAUUCUUCAUUCGGGAGCGCUAGACAAGGCUGAACACGAUUGCAGCCAUAUUCGGCUUCAGGGAGAAGCAGACCGGCUAGCGCCAGCUUACACGCAAACAUUCGCCUACUUAGAAAAAGCACCCACUCCCAGUAUUUGGAGGGCGUAUUUAUGUAGGUUAAAGAUGUGUGUAGGUCUUCAUUAGGGAGUUUAUUAUUGAAGAUUUCCAGCUGAGCGGAAUGAGCGUCCAGUCAUCCUGAGAUUCGACGGGAGAAAAAGCCCCGACACAUCCCGCAAAGUGGAAAGUACAGAUUUGUCCGGAUUAAGGCGAAUGGAGCCGACAGGGCCUCGGGAGUGAGGAGGGGGGUGGAAACGCUGGAAACCAGCGGACAACAACGGGGUUAGGCGCAUUAGGGCUUCGCUUAUCUGAGCACAAUGUUGGGCACAUUUUGCUAGCUGGCUAGCUGGAUGGCUGGCUAGCAGUUGGAGUCUGGGACUUCAGAUCUCCACACAUAUCAGCCAGAUUAAUCCUAUUUGUAUAUAUUUAUAACGCUAAAACCCGUUUUAUUAAUUUCGACAAGUGUUAUUUUAUAUUUUCUGGCUGUGGGAGUGGUCGCUAAAUUGGUAGAAAAUGUCUGCGAAGGUGCGCCUGAAGAAGUUGGAGCAGUUGCUGCUGGAUGGCCAUCAGAAAAACGAGAAGUCACUGAGUGUGGAGACACUGCUGGAUAUUCUCAUAUGUUUAUACAACGAGUGCAGCAACUCGCCCUUAAAACGGGAAAAACACGUGACGGACUUUUUGGAAUGGGUGAAGCCGUUCACCACCACAGUGAAGGAGAUGCGCCUUCACAGAGAUGACUUCGAGAUGCUCAAAGUGAUCGGCAGGGGAGCCUUUGGAGAGGUUGCGGUGGUGAAGAUGAAACACACCGAGCGUGUUUAUGCCAUGAAGAUCCUCAACAAGUGGGAGAUGCUGAAGAGGGCCGAGACGGCGUGUUUCCGAGAAGAGAGGAACGUCCUGGUGAAUGGAGACUGCCAGUGGAUCACCACCCUUCAUUACGCUUUCCAGGAUGACAACUACCUGUACUUGGUGAUGGAUUAUUAUGUGGGCGGCGACCUGCUGACUUUGCUUAGUAAAUUUGAGGACCGGCUCCCGGAGGAAAUGUCCAAGUUCUACGUGGCAGAGAUGGUGCUCGCUAUCCACUCCAUCCAUCAGCAGCGCUAUGUACACAGGGAUAUAAAACCAGAUAACGUGCUACUGGACAUGAACGGUCACAUCCGUCUCGCUGACUUCGGCUCCUGUCUGAAAAUGAUGCAAGAUGGCACGGUCCAGUCGUCAGUGGCUGUGGGCACACCAGACUACAUCUCUCCAGAGAUCCUGCAGGCCAUGGAGGACGGCAUGGGGAAAUACGGGCCGGAGUGUGACUGGUGGUCUCUAGGCGUCUGCAUGUAUGAGAUGCUCUAUGGCGAGACGCCUUUCUACGCCGAAUCCUUGGUGGAGACAUAUGGGAAGAUCAUGAACCACGAGGAGCGUUUCCAGUUCCCCUCCCACAUCACGGAUGUGUCCGAGGAGGCUAAAGACCUAAUCCAGCGGUUGAUCUGCAGUAGAGAGCGCCGGUUGGGUCAGCAAGGCAUCGAGGAGUUCAAGAAGCACCCCUUCUUUUCCGGCAUCGACUGGGACAACAUCCGCAACACAGAGGCGCCGUACAUUCCUGACGUCAGCUCUCCCUCAGACACCUCCAACUUUGAUGUAGACGAUGAUGUCCUGAAAAACCCGGACAUUGCUCCCCCAGUAUCUCACACAGGUUUCACCGGGCAGCACUUACCCUUCGUGGGCUUCACCUACACCACAGACAGCUGUUUCUCAGACCGUGGUAGUGUGAGGAGGGUGGCGCUGAUGGAUGGAGGCGCCGGGGAGGAUCUCCCAGAUGGGGGUCUGCAGGUGGAGGCCUUCGAGAAGAGGAUUCGCUGCCUGGAGCAGGAAAAACAGGAGCUCAACCGUAAACUGCAGGAAUCCACUCAGGCUGUUCAGUCGCUCCAUGGCUCUGGGCGUGGGGCCGGCACACUUGGUCGUGAUAAAGAGAUUAAAAAGCUCAAUGAGGAAAUCGAUCGUCUCAAAAAGAAACUAGCAGACUCUGAUAGGCUGGAGCACCAGCUUGAGGAGGCAGUGACUCUUCGACAGGACUUUGAAAGUUCCUCCACCAAACUAAAGGCCCUGGACAAGCAAGUCAGAGCCCUCAAGCAGGAGAAAGAGGAUAUACAUAAGCAACUGGUGGAGUCUCUGGAUCGCCUGAAGUCUCAGACCAAGGAGCUGAAGGACGCCCACCAGCAGAGGAAGCUGGCCAUGCAGGAGUUCUCUGAGCUGAAUGAGCGCAUGGCCGAGCUGCGCUCGCAGAAGCAGCGUCUGUCGCGACAGCUGCGGGACAAGGAGGAGGAGAUGGAGGUGGUGAUGCAGAAGAUCGACGCCAUGCGCCAGGACAUCCGCAAAACCGAGAAGGCCCGCAAGGAGCUGGAGUCUCAGCUGGAGGAUGCGCGUGCCGAAGCCUCUAAGGAGCGUAAGCUCAGAGAGCACAGUGAAGUCUACUCCAAACAACUGGAGAGUGAGCUGGAGACACUCAAGGUGAAGCAGGGAACGGGUCGCUCCUCAAGCCUCGGUUCCGAGACUCAGCAGGAGCUCACCAAGGUGAAGUCAGAGCUGGAUAAGAAGGUGUUGUUCUAUGAGGAGGAGCUGGUGAGACGUGAUGCCAGCCACUCUUCAGAGCUGAAGAACCUGAGGAAGGAGCUUCAUGACUCUGAGGGUCAGCAGCUGUCCCUGCACAAAGAGCUAAUGGUGCUCAAAGACAAACUGGAAAAGGCCAAGAGAGAACGGCAAACCGAGAUGGAUGAGGCCAUGGGUGCUCUGAAGGAGAAGUAUGAACGUGAACGCAACCUCCUGAGUGAUGAAAACCGUAAACUCACUGCAGAAACAGACAGGCUCUGCACUUUUGUGGACAAGCUGACAGCUCAGAACAGGCAGCUGGAGGAUGAGCUCCAGGAUCUAGCAUCGAAGAAAGAGAGUGUAGCACACUGGGAAGCACAGAUCGCUGAGAUUAUCCAAUGGGUGAGCGACGAGAAAGAUGCACGUGGCUACCUUCAGGCUCUGGCCUCCAAGAUGACGGAAGAGUUGGAGACUCUGCGGAGCUCCAGUCUGGGAUCCAGAACGCUGGAUCCAUUGUGGAAGGUGCGCCGCAGUCAGAAGUUGGACAUGUCUGCCCGUCUGGAGCUGCAGUCGGCAUUGGAGGCUGAAAUCCGGGCCAAGCAACUGGUUCAGGAUGAGCUGCGCAAGGUUAAAGCUGCCAACAUCUCUUUCGAGAGCAAAGUGAAGGACACAGAGGCCAAGAACAGAGAGUUGGAGGAGCAGCUCGAGAACAUGAAGAAAGAGAUGGAGGAGAGCCGCUCACGAACAGACAAAGGCCUGAAACUUCCAGACUUCCAGGACUCCAUCUUUGAGUACUUCAAUACCUCUCCCCUCGCCCAUGACCUGACAUUCAGAGACUCUGUCUCCUCCUCAUCCGCAUCUUCUCUGCUUGCAUUUUGGGAUGAAACAAGCUCCGUCGGUGAUAUGGACGCCACACCCCAGAAGACGGACAUUCCCUCUUCCUCCCCAUCAGUGGUUUCAGAACAGGAUGAACCAGUCAAGUCUCAAGCGACCACCCCUGCUGCACCUUCUCCAAUGUAUCAGCCCACUCUCAGUGCACCAAAGCAGCCUAAAGCUCAUCAGCUGAGCAUCAAGACCUUCUCCAGCCCGACCCAGUGCACUCACUGUACCUCACUGAUGGUGGGCCAGAUCCGACAAGGCUACGCCUGCGAGGUAUGCUCUUUCAUCUGCCACGUGUCUUGUAAAGACAACGCGCCCCAGGUUUGCCCCAUUCCUCCAGAGCAGGCCAAGAGGCCUCUGGGUAUUGAUGUGCAAAGGGGCAUUGGCACAGCCUACAAAGGUUUUGUCAGGAUCCCGAAGCCCACAGGAGUGAAGAAGGGCUGGCAGAGGGCUUAUGCUGUCGUGUGUGACUGUAAACUCUUCCUCUAUGAGGUGCCUGAAGGGAAGUCCACUCAGCCUGUUGUGAUGGCCAGUCAGGUCCUCGACUUGAGAGACGAGGAGUUCUCUGUAAGCUCUGUUUUGGCAUCUGAUGUGAUCCAUGCCAGUCGUAAAGACAUUCCCUGCAUAUUCCGGGUAUCAUCAUCCACUCUGAACUCCCCGAUCCGGCCGGUGCCUCUGUUGGUGUUAGCUGAGAGUGAAGCAGAGAAGAGGAAGUGGGUGGGCAUCCUAGAGGGCCUGCAGAACAUCCUGGCCAAGAACCGCCUGAAGAACCGUGUGGUGCAUGUCCUGCACGAGGCCUAUGACAGCAGCCUGCCUGCCAUCAAAACUACACUCUCUGCCGCCAUCGUAGAUCGAGAACGAAUUGUUUUGGGAACAGAAGAUGGCCUGUUUGUAGUCGAGAUCACAAGAGAUGUCAUUGUUCGUGCUGCUGACUGUAAAAGAGUCGGCCAGAUUGAGCUCAUCCCCAAAGAGAAGAUGGUGGCCCUGCUUUCUGGCCGUAAUAAGCACGUCCAUUUAUACCCCUGGGCGGCACUAGAGGGCGCAGAGGGUGGUGUUGAUAUCAAGCUGACCGAAACUAAAGGCUGCCAGACGAUGACCAUAGGUACCCUACGGCCUGGGGGCCCAGCGUGUCUCCUAGCAGGCGUGAAGCGUCAGGUCAUCUGCUAUGAAAUCACACGGGCAAAGCCCCAUCACCGCAAGCUGUGGGAGGUGCAGGCGCCUGGUAUCGCCCAGUGGCUGGGGAUUAUUCGUGAUCGGCUGUGCGUGGGUUACCCGUCAGGCUUCGCUCUGCUGGCCAUGCAGGGAGAGUCGUCACCGGUGAGUCUGGUCAGCCCGGCAGACCCCUCACUAGCCUUUUUGGCCCAGCAGCCCCUGGACGCGCUGCACGCUAUGGAGGUGGGAGCAAAUGAACUGCUGCUGUGCUUCAGUCAGCUGGGAGUGUAUGUGGACGCGACAGGACGACGCUCUCGAACACAGGAGCUGAUGUGGCCCGCCACACCACUUGCCUGCAGCUCAGGCUCAAACUACCUGACAGUGUACAGCGAUUAUGGAGUAGAUGUGUUUGAUGUCCACACCACAGAAUGGGUCCAGACCAUCUCAUUAAGAAGGAUUCGGCCCCUGAAUGUGGAGGGGAGUCUGAACCUGUUGGGCUCUGAGCAGCCCCGCCUCAUCUACUUCAGCAACAACUCCUCAGAUGGCUGUGACCUAGCCAUCCCUGAGACCUCCGACAACAGCAAGAAGCUGAUGGUGAGGACACGCAGCAAGAGGAAGUUCCUUUUUAAAGUACCCGAGGAGGAGCGGCUGCAACAGAGGAGGGAGAUGCUGAGGGAUCCUGAAAUGAGAUCCAAACUGAUCUCCAACCCCACCAACUUCAACCACGUUGCUCACAUGGGCCCAGGCGACGGCAUGCAGGUCCUCAUGGAUCUGCCUCUGCAGCAGAGCGAGACUCCCUCCCCCUCAUCCUCUCGCCACCAUGCCCUGAUCUCCCCUCCGACCAACUUUGAGCACGUCUAUCACAUGAGUCCCGUCUCUGCCGGGCUCUAUCUGCAGAAAGAGCCUUCUUCCCAGCAGAGCCUACUUCAGUUCUCCUCUUCCUCCUCCUCUCCUUCCACAUCCUCCCUGGGAAGGAGUGUGAUGCCCUCAUCUCAGGACGACCUGUCUAAAGACAAGCCACGGCCUCUGUCCAGCAUCUCACGGCAACAGAGGAGUAAGACCCACAUCACCCGCACUGCCUCAGGAGGAGGAGAUUUUGGAGGAGCAGGGUCAUCUCGCAGUAUUUCUGAUCAAGAUCAAGACUAUGACAGAGAGCCCGACUCUGACUCGACCAAACAUUCCACCCCCUCCAACAGCUCCAAUCCCAGCAGCCCCCCGAGCCCCAACUCUCCCCACCGCAGUCAGCUCACUCUGGACAGCCUGGAUCAAUCACUGGACGGCUGAAAACGGACAGCUCCCUCUUUUUUUUCCACCCUGCGCACCCCCCAAUAUCAAUCCGCUCUGCUAGGACUCACUAAGAAGUGCCAAGACUCUUCCAAGUCACCUGCUCCCCUGACACAAGGGCCAAAGGUUUACCCCCAAAUCCUGCUGCUGGGUAGACGCAUCAAUCGCCACAAGCGGAACGUGUUGGGAGAGCGUCAGAGCCACCAAAAAAAUAAAUAAAAAAAGAUAAAAGCCUGCCCCCUGGUGGAAAUGUUGUGGUAUUACACUAACUGGGUCAGAUUAGCAGUAUAAUGGACUUUUAUUUUAUUUUAAAUCUUAAUUUCAUGCCAUGCUCCUGCAAUUUUUUUUUUUAUUAUUAUUAUUAUUUUUAUUUGCUUUAGUAAGUGAACAUGCAUUACAUCUGCUGUGUCAGAAUUGCUUCUGGAUUCUUAGCUUCCCUUCAAAGUAACGAGGGGAAAGAGACUUCUUAUGCUGUUUUUAAGUGUAUAUUAUCAGGAACACUCGACCAGAGAGGAGCGGAUCGGGAGGAAAGGAACCGAGGACGAUAUAGGACUGAGACUUUCUUGUAUAAACCAAUCGGACCCGUAACAUGAUGCGUCACAGACCCGUGAAACGUCUCGCCUCAUCUCACAUGAGCAAUAGAUCGGUGACAGAGACUUUGGGGGUUAAAGCCAAACCAGAGGGCACUUUUAUUGUCAUAUAACUCCUCUUUCUCUCUCUCUCCAGUAAAUCAGCCUUUAUAAUAUUCAUGUUUUAACUUAGAUGUUUCCCACAAAGAUAUCUAGUUCAGCUUAUCACCCGGAGAAAAAAAAGCAAGCAACAAAAAUGAAGACUUUACAUAUAGAUAAGUGUUUUAAUAAUGAUACAAAAGAGAACGGCACACUGCUACAACUAUUCAUAGGAUUUCAGUAGUUCCUCUUAAGCUGCUGCUUUGUGUGCUCUAUUUAAAAAUGAAAGUUAAAAAAUAUAUAUGUGAUAAGGUUAUCUCACCAUAGCCAUGCUCUGAUUCUGAUUCGUGAUGAUGGACACGUGCGAGCAGCCGUGUGGGACCGUCACUGUUAAAGACUCCUAUCACAACGCUGAUAUGAGUUUGUUUGUUGACAUGCUUAAGAUCCGCAUGCAUGGCCGGCAUAUCCAUUAUCACUCAAGUGUGCCUUCAGUGCCAACUUCCAUUUCAGUAAGAAACUGUCCGCUAAAGCAUUUCGGUGGUUUUGACGAGGCUGACAGUAAUGUAUUAUGUUGUCCCCCUCCCUUCUGAAAUACUGUAAGACACUUGCACAUGUUUUUAAUCCAAGGAAAUAAUUUUGUGUGAAUGGUUUUACCUGUACCUCCUUCCCCACCCAUACUUCACUCGUCCGCUUCAUCAGAUGGGCGUUUAUCCUCAGAACACUACUGCUUUUACUUUAAAAGAGAGGAAAAAAAAGAAUCACAGGUUGAAAUCUUUGUAAUUAUUGACUUGAUAGCCACAAGAAUUUGAACAAACAAUAAAAGAGUACCUGUUGUGCUUUUUGUUGAA